This is a messenger RNA of Cricetulus griseus (Chinese hamster), 539 nucleotides long. The record is from RefSeq and is a predicted model, not a curated record. NCBI's taxonomy places the organism in Eukaryota, Metazoa, Chordata, Mammalia, Rodentia, Cricetidae.
CCCCCCGCAAGACCUUUAAAAGCCGCGCUCGCCCCUUUACUCCUCGUUGGGUCCGUCCGUCCUCCCCUCCGGCCCUUCGCAGUGGCACAGUCCACCUGGACUCCGCCCUUUCCCGGCAACCGACUGUGCCCCGGGAAAACCAAUCGCUGGCCGAUCGUUGCUUGGGCGGCUGGGAAGCGGCGAUCUGGACGCUGGGCUGAUCGAUCCACGCUGCCUGGCUUCUUGCGUGCCCUGUGCGCCGCGGGCUCUUCGCGCGUGCGUAGUGCGCCGCGCUCCCUUUCUGCCUCCUCUGCCGCCAUGGCGCCCAUGAAAAAGCCUGUGGCGAAGGGAGGCAAAAAAAAGAAGCAGGUUUUGAAGUUCACCCUUGACUGCACCCACCCUGUAGAAGAUGGGAUCAUGGACGCUGCCAAUUUCGAGCAGUUCCUCCAGGAGAGAAUCAAGGUGAACGGGAAAGCUGGGAAUCUUGGCGGAGGGGUUGUGACCAUUGAACGGAGCAAGAGCAAGAUCACUGUCACAUCUGAGGUGCCUUUCUCCAAAAG